AUGUGUGGAAUUAUUGCAUCCAUUGCCCUGGGCACCUCGUACUGUCUCGCCUGUCCAAAAGAACAAAGUCUUCCUGGGGAUGGCCGAGAUAGCUUAUCACACGACUCAUUAGCAGAUAGUCUUCAUCAUACUCUGACGAAUGGUUUUCAAGAGUUAUUUACAAACUGCUUCGUUUGCAAAAAUGCCAUCAAAGACCAGACUACGAAUGGAAAGCCAAGCCAAGGCAACAAAGCCGACAGUGGUACCCGAAAGAAGAUGGCGUGGCCUCCGGGCCAUGCUAAGAAGCACAUGCUAGAGUCAAAGCUCUUGGCAGGACUGGAUCAGAUACAUCAUCGGGGUCCGGAUUCUCAAGGCACUUGGAUUAACCAGUCUAACGCCGUUGCCUUUGGCCAUUGCCGGCUUUCACUUAAUGACCUCACCCCUACUGGACGUCAGCCACUCCACAGUCCUGAUCAACUCGUCCACGCAGUUGUUAAUGGUGAACUCUACGAUUACGAUAUUCUACGACAACUUUGUAUCGACCGUAUCGGCUACAAUUUUCAAGGCCACAGUGACUCUGAACUAGUCAUCGCUCUUUACAAAGUCUUUGGAGCUCCAACCUUCUUGGAUCAUCUGCGCGGCGAGUUUUCUUUCGUGCUUUACGAUGAAGAAAAGCAACAAGUCAUUGCGGGACGAGAUCGCUAUGGAAUAAAACCACUUUUUUGGACGGUAAUUGAUGGACACGAUCAAGAGAGGAGGUUAUUGUUUGCUUCAGAGGCAAAGGCCUUCCUGCCACUGGGUUGGUCACCAGAGUGGGACACUCAGAGCAUCGCAACAGGGGCGUUUGAUUACGACGAUGAGAGAACUCUUUUCAAAGAUAUACGAAAAGUUCGACCUGGCCACAUUCUCACAAUCACUUCAGAAGGAAUGUCUAACUACCAGUACUGGGAUAUGGAGUACUCUAGUCACAAAGCCGAUACGAAUGAGCUUUCUUCAUCCCUAGAUCGAAUUCCCCUGGACGUUGAUCAAACAAUUAUCAAAGUUCGGGAGGAACUGGUUGAUUCAGUCAACCGUCGAAUACACGCUGACGUCCCUGUGGGUAUAUACUUGUCUGGUGGCCUCGAUUCAUCAGCCAUCGCAGGCAUAGCAUCGCAGUUGCGAGAUCAAGAAAGCACAGCUAAUGGUAACGGCACCAAAUCUGGGAUGGAAUGUUUUUGCAUUUCUUUUGGAGACGAAUCUGAAUUUGACGAGGCAAACAUUGCACAACGAACAGCGGAUCAUCUGGGUCUUCACCUCAAUCGUUGCAAGGUGGAUGAGGCUGCAUUGGCAGAUAACUUUGAGGCAACAGCUUGGCACAAUGAGCGACAUUCCCUCGAUUUGGGUACAGUCGGCAAGUAUUGCCUGUCGCGCAAAGUGCAGGAGACUGGUUACAAGGCCAUUCUUAGCGGCGAAGGCGCUGAUGAAAUCUUUGGAGGAUAUCCUUGGUUCCUGGUCGAUAUGUUUGAGAGUACCGAUUCUGUUGAUACGUCAAAGACUCAGCUACAUAAUAGUAGCCAGCUAUACGAAAGAGUCAGGGAAGCUAUUGUUACCCGCUUUAGACAAAUGAUGGGAGAACGUUGGGACCCAGUGGCGGUUUCACCAGAACUCUUGUCCGAGCUCGGGCAUAAUUAUGGAUUCAUCGCAUCUAUUAUGUGGGGUUCAGCUGAGGAGGUUUUGAAGCCCGAACUGCGAAGAUCCCUAGAUGAGAAGCUGCGAGUACUGCUGGAUUGUCUUCCUCAAGAAGGCAAACGACAUAUGGCGGAAGGGGACUGGCAUCCGCUCCACUCAUCUUUGUAUGUGUGGAACAAGACGCAGCUGGCCAACUUUGCCAUGAUUUUGGAAUGCGAUCGCCAAGAGAUGUCCCACAGCGUGGAGGGAAGAGUACCCUUCCUAGACCAUCACUUGACGGAUUAUGUCAACUCACUGCCAGCCAAUCUCAAGAUCCGACACGACCCAAACAUGGAUCUCCAAGAAGAUGACAGUCCAUGGUGGACCAGUGGUAACGAGUCUGGGCUUAGACAAUUCCGAGAGAAGUGGUUGUUGCGAGAGGCCGCCCGGCCGUUUCUCACAGAUGAGAUCUAUGAGCGAAGAAAGCACCUGUACACAGCUCCUGCAGCAUGGCCCGUGGGAGGUCCUUUGUAUAAGCGCUUUGAAAAAUUGGUCACGCGCGAGAGUGUUGAGAAUCUUGGCUUUACACAACCUACUCUCUUCCUUAUCCGACAUGGAGAGAAACCCGCCCCAGUAAAUGGGAAAGUGCCAGAUGGCUUGUCGGCCCAAGGCAAAGAGCGAGCAGACGGUCUCCGUAAGGUCUUCGGAAAGGAAUCAAGCUAUGAUAUUGGAUAUAUCAUGGCGGAGGAACCUAAGUCCGACUCCGACCAACGGCCCUUUGACACUGUGAAGCCAUUAUCCGAGGAGCUGAAGUUGAAGAUUCAUCACCACGUCAAGAGAGAUGACCAUGGAAAGGCUGCAAAGGAAGCUUUAUCCUUUGAAGGCCCGGGGAAUCUACUGCUAUGCUGGGAGCAUCAUAAUUUAGCAAACAUUGCCACGGCUAUUGGCGUCCAGGGAUAUGCAACAGCGACUGGGUGGUCUGGGGAAGUCAAGUAUCCUGGCAGCAUGUUCGAUUUGAUUUGGGUCAUACCACCACCGUACACGGAGAUCACAGAUGUGUUCAGUGAGAGGGUUCCUGGUUUGGAUGAUUCUGUUAAAACGAAUGCCCAGGGGGAUGUGAUCCCUCCUUCAGCCUAG
Fusarium sp. VM40 is the source of this 2763-nucleotide messenger RNA. The record is from the annotation of a GenBank genome assembly. NCBI's taxonomy places the organism in Eukaryota, Fungi, Ascomycota, Sordariomycetes, Hypocreales, Nectriaceae.